AUGGCGCCGCCUCCCCCCGCGGACGGCGCGAACGCGGCGGGACAACCGGAUGGUAACGCGGCGACCGCGCCGUCUCCCGGGGCGUUCAGCGCGGCCGGCGCGCCGAUCCCGGGCGCGCCGCUCGCGAACGCCGCCGGCGGCGUGGCAUUUCCUCCGAACUUUUCUGGCGCGAGCGCGGUCGCGCCAGGGGCCGCGCCGGGGGCCGCGAACGAUCCCGCCGCGCUCGCGGCCGCGAUGGCGCACUUCAUGCAGAACUUCAUGCAGAACGGCGCGAUGCCGACGCCGUUCGCUAACCCCGCGAUGGCGGCGAUGGCGCAAGCGCAAGCGGGCGUCGCCGAGCACCUGCAAAGGAGCGGCUCCGCGGCGGCGCUUCGGAGCGAUCCGAGGAGCGGCGACGGCGGGCCGCCCUCGCGCGGACCCACGCCGGGCGCGCUCGGGAGCGAGAUCGGGUCCGCGGCGUACAACAGGAAGGACAAGAGCUUGGGGUUAUUGUGCGAGAAUUUCCUCCACCUCUACGGCGCCGGUCAGGAGGAGCUCAUCUCCUUGGACGAAGCCGCGACGAAGCUCGGCGUGGAGCGUCGACGCAUCUACGACAUCGUCAACGUCCUCGAAUCCGUCGAGGUCGUCGUCCGCAAGGCGAAGAACAAGUACACGUGGCACGGCAUCGCGCGCAUGCCGAACGCGCUGGACCGUCUCUAUCGCGAGGGCGUGAAGGAGUUCGGCGAGGACCUCGCGCUGGACGGCGGCGACGCCUCCGGGCCGUCCUCGCCGAAGCGCGGGGGAGGAGGCGGGUCGGAUGCGCGCGAUGCCGUGGAGGAGGAGAAGGAGGAAAAAGAAAAAGAGGCACCGGGACGAGACGCGGCGGGUCCCUCGGGGGCGGAGGAGAAGGACGCGAAGUCCGGGAGCUCCGGCGAGGGCGAGCACGACCCCUCCGACGGCGGCGGCGGCGACGCGAAGAAGGACGACAAGGACGACGGCGAGGACAGCGCGAAGAGCUCAAAGGACGACGAGACCGCCGCCGCGACGGCGAGCCACAAGCCGGGGGGCGGGAAAGAAAAAGAAGGCGGCGGCGACUGCCGACGCGAGAAGUCUCUCGGCCUUCUCUCGCAGAAGUUCGUGCAGCUGUUCUUGGUCUCGCGCGCGCGCGUCGUGUCCCUGGAGGCUGCCGCGCGGACGCUCCUCGGCGCGUGCGCGGACCAGGCCAAGCUCAAGACGAAAGUGCGCCGGCUGUACGACAUCGCCAACAUCCUCUCCAGCCUCCGCCUGAUCGAGAAGACGCACCUCGUGGACUCGCGGAAGCCCGCGUUCCGGUGGCUCGGCGUCGAGAAGGACCUCGCCGUCGCCGCGGCCGCUGCGGAAGCGCAAGCGCACAACAAGGGGGGCGGGCUCCCCGGGGCGCCCAUCCCGGGGCUGCCGGGUGGCGCGCCCGCGUUCAACCCGCAGUGGUUCAUGCCAAACUCGAUGGGCCGCGCGCCGACGCCCGCGCCGUUCGACGUCCAGGGCCCCGCGCGGCCGGGGUCGUCGUUGGGGAAGAGCAAGCGCGACAGCGGCGGGCCGUCUAGUUUGAGCGAUAAGUCCUCGCCCUCGCGCGAGUGCGCGGUCCUGGACGCACUCGGCGGGGACAUCAAGCGCCCGAGGAGCGCGCUGGGUAACGCGGCGUCGUCGAGCGGCGGCGGCGGGUUCGCGGCGCCGCCGCACGCGCCGACGCCGAGGGCGGCGACGCCGAAUCUGGACCUCCUCAGCGCGCUCGCGAGCGGGGAAGCGGGGGACCCGUCGCCGACGCGGCCGAUCCCGACGGUUGCUCCGGCGAUGAACGCCGUCGCGCCGUGGUUGAGCGGGUUGGGCGGGAUGGCGGGCGCGAACGCGGCGGCGGCGCCGGCGGCGGCGAACGCGGCGACUUCCGUGGAUUUCGCGGCGAUGGCGCGCGCGAUGGCGGCGGCGGGGAUAUACUCCCCGGCGCCGACGCCGCCGCCGCAAAUGGACGCGGCGCCCGCGGCGUUCCCGGGGAUGGCCCCCGGGAGCAUGGAGAUGAUGAUGGCGAUGGCGCAGAUGCAGCAGAUGCAGCAGAUGACGCAGCUGUCGCAGCUCCAGCGGGCGAUGAUGACCGCGGCGGGCGCCGGCGUCGGCGUCGGCGCGGGCGCGGGCGCGGGCGCGCCGACGACGGCCAGCGCGCCGGUGCCGAUCCCCGGCGCCGCCUCAAACGCCGCGGUCAAGAGCGAGGCGGUGAAGACCGAGGACGCCGCGGCCGCCGCGUUGGGGGCGCUCGGCGGUGGGAUGUUCGGUCAACCGUCGGCGGCGGCGACGCCGGCGGCGCCGGCGGUGGAUUACGUCCCGUCGCAAUUCACGGAACCGAUGGCGCAGUACAUGGACAUGUGGAAGCAGUGGUACGCCGCCGCGGGGGCGGGCGUGCCGCCGGGGGGUGGGGCGAAGUAA
This is a messenger RNA of Micromonas pusilla CCMP1545, 2433 nucleotides long. RefSeq lists its product as uncharacterized. The transcript is spliced from 2 exons. NCBI's taxonomy places the organism in Eukaryota, Viridiplantae, Chlorophyta, Mamiellophyceae, Mamiellales, Mamiellaceae. Gene Ontology annotation, molecular function: DNA-binding transcription factor activity, RNA polymerase II-specific; RNA polymerase II cis-regulatory region sequence-specific DNA binding. Bases 1 to 2433 code for a protein of 810 amino acids. Gene Ontology annotation, biological process: regulation of transcription by RNA polymerase II. Gene Ontology annotation, cellular component: RNA polymerase II transcription regulator complex. The record is from RefSeq and is a predicted model, not a curated record.